Molecule: messenger RNA, 1575 nt
Organism: Aspergillus thermomutatus
Lineage: Eukaryota; Fungi; Ascomycota; Eurotiomycetes; Eurotiales; Aspergillaceae
Product: cytochrome P450
Exons: 9
Coding region: 1-1575 (524 amino acids)
Molecular function (GO): oxidoreductase activity, acting on paired donors, with incorporation or reduction of molecular oxygen; iron ion binding; heme binding
Source: RefSeq, a predicted model, not a curated record
AUGGCACAAUUCAACUCAACCUGGGCCAUUUCUGGCCGCCGCAGCGCCAUCAGCGUAGAUACUUUCCAUGCAUUAUCGAUUCAAGCCCCCGGGCUCCUUCUUGGAACAUUACUUUUCUAUCUCUUCUACAAGUACACCACACGGAUCUACUUCCACCCGCUGAGCGGCAUUCCCGGUCCCCGUCUGGCGGCGGCGACUCAUCUGUACGAAGCCUACUAUAACAUUCUGAGGCAAGGAUUGUCCAAGCGUGCCGUUCAAUUGCACAAAGCAUACAACUCCCCCGUCAUCCGGCUUGGGACCAAUCGUGUCCACGUGGGUGAUCCCAGUUACUACCAUACGAUCUACAACUCUGGCACGGACUAUCACAAAGACCCCGGAGUCUACAAGUUGCUCGGCAUCGAUGGAUCGAUCCUUACCAUCACCGAUCCCGAGGAGCACAAACAGUACCGCAGCAUCGUCGGUUCCUUGUUCUCCAGGAAAACGGCCGAUGACCUUGCCCCGAUGAUGGCGGCAUUGUUGAACAGAUCGACCGAGUCAAUGGCGCGCCAGGGGAGAGAGGGCAAACCCUCCGUCAUCCAACGCAUCUACCGGUCAGUCGCGGCAGAUAUGGUGUCGUAUCUGCUGUUUAAUCGGCCGCUGGGUUUGAUCGACUCACCCCAGGAGGCGGAUCAUUACCACUCGUUCAUGCUGAGUAUUGACCGAUUUACUGCUAUCACCUGGCCGAGAUUCUACUACCCGAUUUUGAACUGGGUUAUUGAUUCCUUUCCUGCCUUUGUGGUGGAGAGGCUUCAACCGGGCCUGAGAAACUUACAGGAGCUAUUCAAAGGGUGGCUAGACGAGAGCAUCGCCGCACAUGAUGCGGGAAAGCCCGUCGAAAGUCGCAGCACCUACUUCGACCUGAUGAUCGAAGCAAAACGCAAGACCGGCGAGCCUCUGCGCCCGGACCAACUCUUUGACGAUAUCUUGAAUUAUCUCGUGGCCGGCAUGGAGGCGACCAGCUAUGUGCUCUCCUUCGGGACAUAUUUCCUGCUCAACAGCCCCGAGGCGAAGGCGAAGCUGGAGGCGGAGCUGCUGGAGGCUAGCCCCUUCAUUCGAGAGAAAUUCGACCAUCGCAGGAUUAUGGCGUUGCCUUAUCUGACGGCAGUGGUCAAGGAGUGUCUGCGGUUGAGUAAUACCGUGCCGGGCUUCCUUCCUAGGGUUGUGCCAAAGGGUGGAGUGGAUAUCGGCGGCUACCACAUUCCGGGUGGUACUCAAAUAUCGAUGAUCCAUCCCGUCGUCGAACUGAACGAGGAGAUUUUCCCGAACCCGCACGAAUUCAUCCCAGAGCGCUGGCUCGGCGACAACGGCCAGGAUCUGGAGAAGUGGGCUAUCGCAUUCAGCAAGGGGCGCAGGCAAUGCAUCGGCAAGAAUUUGGCUUAUAUGAUGCUGUAUGCGUCCAUCGCCGUGGUGUUUUCGCGACUUGAGAUGGAGUUGUACGAGACGACAGCAGCGGAUAUGGAGAUCAUUGACCAGUUCGCGCCAAUCAUCCAGGGCGUGGUCAAGGUGAAGAUCACCAAGGAUCGGUGGAGAGAAUGA